This is a messenger RNA of Prorocentrum cordatum, 384 nucleotides long. NCBI's taxonomy places the organism in Eukaryota, Dinophyceae, Prorocentrales, Prorocentraceae. The record is from the annotation of a GenBank genome assembly.
AUGGACAUGGCGCUUACGUUCUUGACUUGGGCCGGGGAUUCUGAAGGAGCUUCCAUGCCGAUGAGCUCGGACGGGCUCAGUUGGUCGUCUUUGGUCUCUGGGGAGGCGAGUUCCCUGGACCGAGAGUCGAUCACAACGCAGUCGUAUUCUGACACGGCGACCAUGACCAGAGAAGGCAUGAAGAGAUACGCGUGCCGCACCAGUCUCAUCAUCAAUAGGACACUCACCAAGCUGCAAGACCCCAUUCUCAUUGAUGAGUGCUCCUCUCUUGUCACGGACUUGGCUCUUUUUGUGGGCGAUGCUUACCCGGCCCUCUACGAUGAGGUCCAAGUGUACAAUAUAGUCUCCGACCCAACGGAGCAAGAGAACCUUGAGCGUUUUUGA